Cyclopterus lumpus (lumpfish) is the source of this 1945-nucleotide messenger RNA. RefSeq lists its product as uncharacterized. Lineage: Eukaryota; Metazoa; Chordata; Actinopteri; Perciformes; Cyclopteridae. The transcript is spliced from 5 exons. The coding region runs from base 245 to 1270 and encodes 341 amino acids. The record is from RefSeq and is a predicted model, not a curated record.
AGUUUCGUUCUUAUACUCUGAUGGUUAGAAGCUGUUUCCGUACUUUUCGUUCAGAUAAGGAACUCUUUGACUUCCUGGCACUGCCCCUGUUUUAUAGAUCCUGUUUCCUUCGCAACAUCCUGUUGUUAUUGGUUUCCUAUACACAGUUACAUGCGUACAUAAAACAACUAUUACCAGGACUAUGAUAUUCCAGUAGAACAAAUGAACUUCAUAAUAAAGUCAUUGGAUGCAUUAUUGAUUUAGAAUGACACCACUGAAGGAACAAACUAAGGAGUGGUACAGUCAGGGGGCGGGGCUUCUUUUCUUUCUUUCUGUUUCAUUUCAUGAAGACUUAACAAUGGCUGACGAAGAGCAAAGACGCAGAGAAGAAUUUCUGAUAGAGAAAUACCCUUUCAGAAGGAACGCCUUCUUGCUUAUCAAUAAAAUGGUGGAGCUGAUGAGCCAAGCUCCAGGUGAUGUCACAGCUUUAGUGGAUGAGAUUCUUCACAGCAUCUUCUUUUUGGGAAAAAUCCACAAUCCACCAUUUUCUCCAGAAAGUAUUCUGAAUGACGACCAGAUGUUGAAUGAAUUGGAGGACCUCUUCCCUCGGCCUUUUGACCUCUGUUCCUCUCAGCUACCAAUGCGGAGUCCGUUUUCAUGUGUGCUAGACAUGGUUAUCCACCUGACUGGACGAGAGAACGAAUUCGAAAUCAUAGAUGGCCUGCGCGCGCUCAUCAGUGAGCUGGACCUCAGUGAGGAUCUGGUCUCCUCCACCAUCUGUGUCUCUCACAGAACCGAUAUUAAUGGUCCAGUCAAGUACUAUGGAGUCUCCAUGUCCGCUCCUGGCCGUCUUCCUAGGAAAAUCAUGAUUGCUGCGUCCUGUAUUGGCACCUGGGACAGGUAUGUAGCCGGUGCAGUGAUGACCUACUUUCCCUCAAAGAAGAAAGACUUUGAUGGAACUAUCCAACUUCCAAAGCGUGUCAGGUGCCAGGCGUUUAACCUCCGGAAGAAGGAAGAAAAGCCUCCUUGUGGAUCAUGUGGCAAUUUGUUUGGUUUGACACCAUGUGAAAAGAAGGAGUGGGUAUAUGGCAAUUGUGCCGAAGUUGAAAGUUUGAGCAACUUGUUUAAAUAUGUGGAUGACGUCAAAGUGAGAGCGCGACCAGCAUCUAGGAUGUACUCGGAUGGGGUAAUGCUUCUGCUUGAAAGGCAUGUGAAGAAAGAGCUCACUAACUGGCUUAAUCAUCGGGAAUUUACGUGGAGCAAUACUUUCUACACCCCUCAAUGUCUCUGAUCUUAAAAGGAGACAUGAUUGAAUAGCCUAUUAAAUAGUGAAGUAGGCCCACAACUCCCGUGAUCUUUUUUUAUUAUGACGUGAACAACAAUUAUUUUUAAUGUGAUUCUUUAUCAGUAAAACGCCAAUCAUAUCCUUGUGAUCAUAUAGGCACUGAAAUUCCCACGUGGGGCCGAUCACAACAGACGCUUCAAAAACGCUCCCUGGCAACAGCUGAUCAGCUUGUGGAGAGGGGGUGCGCGCGCAACCAGGCGAGCAAACGUAAAUAUCGGGGGGGCUGGGGGAUGUGUCAAUGCAGACAUCGAUCACUUCUUAAUCUUCCUCGUAAUUAACUACCAAUAAUAUCAAUGUCUGUUCCAACCACAUCUACCAGCAUAAAAACAGGAAGUAAAGUAAAGUAGUAAAGCCCGCCCCUCGCUUCAUUUGAUUGGCUGCCGAGCGCUGAAAAGUUGAGGAAUAUUUGAUCUUUUAUAUACACACCAGUACUACAGGGAAACAGUGUUUUUAUAUUGUAUCGUUUUUAUCAACGCUUAUUGUUAAUUAUCCGGCUGCUUAUAAGAAAUAAAGACAUGCAUGCAUUCAUGGCUGUCAACUGUCUGAAUGCAAAGCAGGCAGAAGAUAUAAAAGUUCAUGUAUUGAUCCUGUCAAUGGCAUUAAAAUCCCAAAGAUUGUUCA